Lindgomyces ingoldianus is the source of this 2869-nucleotide messenger RNA. Its product is annotated as HCP-like protein. The transcript has 4 exons. The coding region runs from base 101 to 2677 and encodes 858 amino acids. The record is from RefSeq and is a predicted model, not a curated record. Gene Ontology annotation, biological process: ERAD pathway. NCBI's taxonomy places the organism in Eukaryota, Fungi, Ascomycota, Dothideomycetes, Pleosporales, Lindgomycetaceae. Gene Ontology annotation, cellular component: endoplasmic reticulum membrane. Gene Ontology annotation, molecular function: protein binding.
CUGCUCUUGCCAGCGCAGUCGCACCCAUGUUCCUUCGCCUUUGAAAUGUCGACAUGACCGUCUCAGCUUCAACUUCCUUCAAAACAUCUGUCAACCCACGAUGAAGCCCAGAUUACAGCGGCUCGUGCCGCUUCUCUUUGUCAUUCUCUCUUUAUUAUUUGCCUUAUCUUCAGCCCAGAUUCGCGCAAACGACCGAACGCAUACAAAGCAGAAACCGCUCGGACAGCAGGAACCAUUGAAGCAGCGCGGCCGGGUGCUCCCGAACACCUGGGGGGUUUCUCCGCGCAAUGAUGGCGACCGAUGGACAUUGGCGGUUGAAGAAGCCACGACGCUCCUUCACAAAAUCCGGCCCGCGUCGACGCCAUGGUGGAAUUUCAGCAAGAAGACUGGAGUCCUCGGAUCAAGUGCAUACUACGCUAAGGAGCUCUUCUUCAUUCUGUUCAUGAAUGGCCCUCCCCAGCAGGAGCUCCUCACCACCAACCCGCAGCCCAAGAAGCUCAGCCAGCCCCUCUCACAAGCCGUCAAGCUGCUGGAGGGUGCAGCAGCGGAGAACAACCCCGAUGCCAUGUUCAUGCUUGCGGAGAUGAACUUCUACGGCAACUUCUCACACCCCAGGAAUUACUCCGAGGCCUUCCGACGAUACCACGAUCUCGCUUUGCUGAACGGGAAUGCCUCGGCCCAACAUAUGGUUGGAUUCAUGUACGCGACGGGAAUUGGCGGCGCUGUGAAACAGGAUCAAGCGAGGGCUAUGAUAUACCACACCCUAGCGGCGGAAGGAGGAGAUGUCCGUUCGGAAAUGACGAUUGCGUACCGACACUCGUCCGGGAUAGCCACGCCGCGGAACUGCGAUGAAGCUGUGUACGACUACAAGAACGCGGCGGACAAGGCCAUCGCAUACAUGAGGUCCGGCCCGCCCGGAGGUCAUAACAUCAUCAAGGAGUCGUACAGGAUUGCCGAUGAAGAAGGCGGCGUCUAUGGCGACGGCGCGAGUGCGUCCAGCUCGGGGCCUAACGCCAAACACGGCAGUCCCAACUCAGACGUAUAUUCCUCCCUGGACGAUGUGGUCGAAUACAUGGAUCUACAAGCAAGGAAAGGCGACCCCAGGGCUAGCUUCAAUCUCGCCAAGCUGAAUUACGACGGAGCGAGAGCAUCCAAACGAGACCUCCCAGCCGCAAAGAAGCGCUUUCUAGAACUCGCACGUAUGUACUGGGGCAAAGACGGGAAGACGAACAAGAAUGUCUCAGGCCUCACAGAGAAGCUUGCUUCGAAGGCUGCAGGCUAUCUUGGGCGCAUGUUUCUUCGCGGGGAGGGAGUAUUGCAGAGUUACAGUCUUGCCCAGACCUGGCUCAAGCGUGGAGUGGAGCACGGCGAUGCUCUGUCCCAGUAUUCAAUGGGACUUAUCUAUCUCCAUGGACUCGGGGUACACAAAGACCCUGUCAGGGCUGCGGAUUACUUUGGCGCAGCCGCUGAUCAAGACCUCUCUGUUGCGCAGGUCAGAAUGGGCGCUCUAUUCCUCGAUCAAGGAGACAUUACCACAGCCGUUCGUUAUUUCGAGCUCGCAGCGCGUCACGGUCACCUAGAAGCGUACUAUUACCUCGCCGAACUCAGCCAUCACGGGGUCGGUCGCGAUAAAUCAUGUGCCAUCGCAUCAACCUACUAUAAGAUAGUGGCAGAGAAGGCUGAGAUCAUCUCAACUUCUUUCCAAGAAGCAAAUGAAGCAUACACGGCCGGCGAUCUUGAAACAGCCCUUGUCGGCUACAUGAUGGCCGCUGAACAAGGUUUCGAGGUCGGCCAAGCCAAUGUAGCGUAUCUUCUCGACCAAGUUAAACCACGCUUCACUCUACGCUCUCUUGUUCCGUUCAUGAAGAAAAGGGCGUCACUAGUCGGGGACGCCGCCCUGGCUCUGAUCUACUGGACGCGUUCUGCCGAACAGAAGAAUGUAGACUCAAUGGUGAAACUUGGGGACUACUAUCUCGAGGGUCUGGGUACCUCUCCUGACCAAGAAAAAGCUGCCGCUUGUUAUCAAGCCGCAGCGGAGACUCUGCAAAGUGGGCAAGCUUUGUGGAACCUAGGCUGGAUGCACGAGAACGGUAUUGGUAUAGACCAAGACUUCCACCUCGCAAAGAGGCUGUACGACCAAGCGCUUGAGACAAACCCUCGUGAAGCAUACCUGCCGGUUGUUCUAGCUCUCUAUAAACUGAGGUUCCGUAGUUGGUGGAACACGUUUACCAAUGGGAAGAUCAAAUCCAUUCAGGAUGAACCAGUCGAAAAGAAAGACUGGUCUCUAUCCGAAUGGCUGGCUGCAUUUUUAGAAGCCGAAAUUGCUGGCUGGGAUGACCCCGAGCCAGACGAUUACGAUGACAGUCACAUGCCCGGGCGUGACGAUUACGGAGGGGCCCUUGACGAUAUUGAUUCGGACAUACUCGAAACACUAGUUAUCCUUGCUCUCGCUGGUGCUCUAGCUUUUUUGCUAUAUUACAGAACGCAAAGGCAACGGAGGGCAGAAGAAGAGAGGAGAAGGCAGCAACAGCAACAACAACAACAACAACAACAACAACAACAAGGCCAAGAUCAAGGUCAGCCCCAGCCCCCACCCCAGCAGGAAGACCGAGGAAUGUUUCCACACCCGGGCGAUCCUGAGUUCUUGAACUGGGCGGCCGGUGCUGUAGGUCAUUGAUGUCUUAUUCCCCGUUCUUGAAGCCUCUUGGAAUUACACAUGCAUUGGGUGGCGUUUAUGAUAAUAUGGAGGAAGGGCCUUUAGCGGAUGACGGUGAAUGAAGGAUGAAUGAAAUGGAAAAGGGGGGAGGGGUCGGUACAGUAAAAACGUCUCUUCUUGAUCCUGCGCGAUUCCUCCUAUUGUAUGUACACG